AUGUCAAAAGCGAAUCAGUUGACAAUGUGCGCAAAUCAAAAUCAAACAAUAUCACUACUGUAUCUCAACAGUAUUUUUACAGUAAAAACAGCAGUCGUUACGAAACCUGAUGGAAAACCACUACCUACGGAUUCUUCCGGAAACUUUGUAACUGAGGAAGGUAUCAUUGUUGAAAAAGAUGAAAAAGGAAGGCCACUAGGCCCCGAUGGACAGGUGCUGCCAACAGACGAAUCCGGAAAUUAUAUUUACCCCGUUCUUGGACCCGACGGAAGUCCACUUCCAACGGAUGAGCACAGGAAACCUAUUCAUACGGUGUUUGGUUCCUAUGGCAGACCCCUGCCGACAGAUGAGUCGGGCCGUCCAAUAGGGAAGGAUGGAGAGCCUAUUCCAACCGAUGAUAAUGGGGUUCCCUUAGACGAGAGUGGACAACCUCUGCCCACCGACAGCAGCGGACAUUAUGUGACUUCCGAGCGCGAAGAACUGCCAAGCAAAGAACUUCCAACUGAUGAAAGUGGAAAUGUCAUCUAUCCUAUCAAAAAAGCAGAUGGAUCCUUGCUGCCGACUGAUGCUUCUGGUAGCUAUAUAACAGAAGAUGGUUCGGUUAUCGAAAGGGAUGAAGAAGGCAGGCCUCUUGGCCCUGACGGUCAAGUUCUAGCUACCGAUGACACUGGAAAUUACAUCUACCCCAUGCUAGGACCAGACGGGAAACCAUUGCCAACAGACGAAUAUCAACGGCCUAUUCAUACAGUAGUCGAUGCCGAUGGCAAACCGCUACCUACCAACGAGUUGGGACGACCACUAGGAAAAAAUGGAGAACCUGUUCCGACAGAUUCAAGCGGCAUCCCCCUAGGCUGGGAUGGGCGACCUCUACCAACCGAUAACAGUGGGCACUUUGUUAUUCCUCUUGAAGAAGCUGUAAGGAAAGGAAUGCCAACAGAUGAGAGCGGUACUGUGAUUUACCCAGUAACAAAGCCUGACGGGUCUCUGCUUCCUACCGAUUCUUCUGGGAACUAUGUCACCGACGAGGGAACUGUCAUUGAGAAGGACAAAGAAGGCAGGCCGCUUGGUCCAGAUGGGCAAGUGUUACCAACAGACGAAUCCGGAAACUACAUAUACCCUGUUCUUGGACCUGAUGGAAGCCCACUUCCAACGGACAAACAUAGAAAACCUAUUUAUCCAGUGCUUGGUUAUGAUGGUAGUCCUUUGCCGACGGAUGAAUCGGGUCGGCCAUUAGGGAAGGAUGGUGAGCCAAUUCCUACAGAUGCUAGCGGCAUUCCCUUAGAUAAGAAAGGAGACCCUAUGUCGACCGACAGCAGUGGAAACUACGUCACAGAGCCCGAGGAAGAGCCAACCAAAGAACUGCCUACUGACGAAACUGGAAAUAUCAUUUAUCCCAUCAAAAAGGCGGAUGGAUCCCUGCUGCCGACUGAUGCUUCUGGCAACUAUGUAACAGAAGACGGGUCAGUGAUUGAACGCGAUGAAGAGGGCAGACCUCUUAGUCCCGACGGUAAAGUGCUGCCCACCGAUGACUCUGGAAAUUACGUAUAUCCUCUGCUAGGGCCGGAUGGAAAACCUCUUCCAACGGACGAGCAUCGACGUCCCAUACAUCAAGUACUCGGCACCGAUGGCAGACCAUUGCCAACAGACGAAUCAGGGCAUCCAUUAGGAGAAGAUGGGAAACCGAUCCCGACUGAUGCAAGCGGAACUCCGUUAGAC
Strongylus vulgaris is the source of this 1716-nucleotide messenger RNA. Lineage: Eukaryota; Metazoa; Nematoda; Chromadorea; Rhabditida; Strongylidae. The record is from the annotation of a GenBank genome assembly.